AUGUCCGCUAAGGAAGCGCAGAGUUUCGCGUUAGUUUCGGAUGAAUUCACGCAUGAAAAAAUCAGCGUUUAUAAAUUCAUCGAACGGCUACUUGAACUAAUUACCGAAGAUUACGAUGAAGUGGCUGAAGUAAAAAUAUUUCCAAACGGAGCCGCUAGCCAAUUCAAGCAAAAGUACCUUUUUUCGAACCUGCAUGUUUUUGAAGCGCGCUACGACAUUAAGCUAUCUUGCCACUUUUUCGCAUCAGGUCACGGAAAAGGGGUGGUUGAUGCCAUUGGAGGAAGAAUUAAAGGUUCGGUGUGGAGACGACAAAAAGCGGAGCUGUGGUAA
Messenger RNA from Brassicogethes aeneus, 330 nucleotides. The record is from the annotation of a GenBank genome assembly. Lineage: Eukaryota; Metazoa; Arthropoda; Insecta; Coleoptera; Nitidulidae.